Messenger RNA from Brassica oleracea var. oleracea, 2637 nucleotides. Its product is annotated as tricalbin-3. Gene Ontology annotation, molecular function: lipid binding. The transcript is spliced from 9 exons. Bases 311 to 2344 code for a protein of 677 amino acids. The record is from RefSeq and is a predicted model, not a curated record. NCBI's taxonomy places the organism in Eukaryota, Viridiplantae, Streptophyta, Magnoliopsida, Brassicales, Brassicaceae.
CUAAUAGUCUCGCAUAUUCUUCUGGUUCGCAUAAACUACAAAACAAACAAACCCAUCACUUGCCAAUUCUAUCCCUCCCUCCCCUCUCCAUCUCUCAGCAUUCUCUCAUCUUCUCAUCGUCGCUAUCUCCUUGCAAACCUUCUCGAUUUUGAAUUUAUUCACCGAAAAAACCCUAAGGGAGAAACGGUCGUCACUGCCGUACACCACUCACUGUUCAUAUUGCCGUGAGAGAGACCUUCGCUAUUCUGGAGAUGCGUCAAUUAGACUCUCCUGCGUGGAGCUUCCGGUGAAAAAAAAAGACGAUUGAUAAAUGAUUCCACAAUCUUCUCCCUCCUCUUCUAGCUUCGAUUUCUUAUCUCACGCUAGCGUCUCGCGUCGUCUGUUAUGUCCUUGCUCCAACGAGCACGGCCUGAUUCUCUUCCGCGAUAGAUUCGCGAGGAGGCGGAUUCUCCCCCGGAAGACCAGAGUUCAGGUCACGAAUGCGAGCUCGAGGUUUGUUUCCGGCGGGGAUUCAGCGAGAAAGGUCGCGAGGAGCCUUGUGCUCGCUCGGUUCUCGAAUGAAUUCGAAGACGAACAAGAACCAUCAUCAUCGCAGGAGUCUUCGAUUCAAACCGACCAAAACAGUUUCACUAACUAUAGAGAAGAUCCGAUUGUGGAUAAGCUCAGGACUCAGCUUGGCGUUAUCCAUCCUAUCCCCUCGCCACCGAUUAACCGUAACGCGAUUGGUCUCUUUGCGUUCUUCUUCUUCGUUGGUGUUGUCUGCGACAAGCUCUGGGCGUGGAGAAAGAGGCGGAGACGAGACAGACAACAGAGAGCUGGGCCAUGGGCACAGCUUCCCUCACCGUCCUUCGAGAGGGAUUUGCAAAGGAAAGAGUCGGUGGAGUGGGUGAACAUGGUGUUGGUGAAGCUCUGGAAAGUUUAUAGAGGUGGGAUUGAGAAUUGGCUCGUCGGGUUGUUGCAGCCUGUGAUUGAUGACUUGAAGAAGCCUGAUUAUGUGAAGAGAGUUGAAAUUAAGCAGUUUUCGCUUGGGGAUGAGCCUUUGUCUGUUAGAAAUGUUGAGAGGAGGACUUCAAGACGCGUCAAUGACUUGCAGUACCAGAUUGGUCUUAGGUAUACUGGUGGUGCUCGGAUGUUGUUAAUGCUCACUUUAAAAUUUGGUAUCAUCCCAGUAGUCGUGCCAGUUGGUAUACGAGAUUUUGACAUCGACGGUGAGCUUUGGGUUAAGUUAAGAUUGAUACCGUCAGCGCCUUGGGUUGGAGCCGCAUCAUGGGCUUUUGUAUCACUUCCAAAGAUCAAAUUUGAGCUGGCUCCAUUCCGAUUAUUUAAUCUAAUGGGAAUUCCUGUUCUAUCCAUGUUCUUGACCAAACUGCUGACAGAAGAUUUGCCUCGCUUAUUUGUCCGGCCAAAGAAAAUUGUCUUGGAUUUCCAAAAAGGAAAAGCUGUUGGACCUGUUUCAGAAGACAUAAAACCUGGAGACAUGCAGGAAGGGAACAAGGAUUUUGUUGGGGAACUGUCUGUUACUCUUGUAAAUGCCCAGAAACUUCCAUACAUGUUCUCUGGUAGAACGGAUCCAUAUGUUAUUUUACGAAUGGGUGAUCAAGUUAUCCGCAGUAAGAAGAAUAGUCAAACUACUGUGAUUGGGGCUCCUGGUCAGCCAAUCUGGAAUCAGGACUUCCAAUUCCUUGUUUCAAAUCCUAGAGAACAAGUGUUACAAAUUGAAGUCAAUGACUGUCUUGGAUUCGCCGAUAUGGCUAUUGGCACCGGAGAGGUUGACCUCGGAUCACUACCAGAUACGGUUCCUACAGACAGAAUUGUUGUUCUGCAAGGCGGUUGGAGUUUAUUUGGAAAGGGAUCUGCUGGAGAAAUACUACUGCGGCUUACAUACAAAGCAUACGUGGAGGAUGAAGAAGAUGAUAAACGCAAUGCAAAAGCCAUUAAUGCAGAUGCUUCCGAUGAUGACAUGUCUGAUUCCGAAGAACCUAGCUCAUUCGUGCGUGACAAGAUUCCUUCUGAUGAUCUUGGUCCAGAGUCGUUUAUGAAUGUGCUGUCUGCAUUAAUUUUGAGCGAGGAAUUUCAAGGCAUAGUUUCAUCAGAAGCUGGGAACAAACUUUAUGAAGGUGAAGCAAGCGUGCCACCAGUACCCUCAAAGGCUUCGGAGGACUCAAAAUCUCAACCGGACGAUUCUGGCAAUGGAGGCAUAUCAGAUUUGGAAGUGAAAACCCCGAGUUCUGAUAGAAGCUCCGUUGAUGAUGGAGGAUUAGCAUUGUUGUGGUUCAGUGUAAUCACUUCUGUAUUGGUGCUCGUUGCUAUUAACAUGGGCGGCUCAAGUUUCUUCAACCCGUAACAUGGUGUUGUAUGGAUCACUAGCGAUUUAUUUUGCCGGAGUUGGUUAAUUCUCUCUCGACCUUAGAGAUGGCUUAUAACGAAGUCUCAGUUUUGUGUUUACAUUCUAAUGCCAUUUGUAUGCAUGUCACUAAAAGAGGGGCACUUAUUGGCGGCAGAAAGUUUUAGGAUAUAUUUCAGUGUUUCACACAAUCUCUUAGAACAGUGAAUCAACGUGUAUACCAGUGGUUUGUUAUAUAGUACAUGGAAAAUUUAUUCUCCAUUCAAAUAAAGUUUAUUCUUUCUACAAGUAAA